Molecule: messenger RNA, 435 nt
Organism: Penicillium canariense
Lineage: Eukaryota; Fungi; Ascomycota; Eurotiomycetes; Eurotiales; Aspergillaceae
Product: YjbQ family protein
Exons: 2
Coding region: 1-435 (144 amino acids)
Source: RefSeq, a predicted model, not a curated record
AUGUCCUGGUUCCAGAAGACCUUCACCCUGCCCGCGCGCAGCCGCGGCUCCUACCUGAUCACCGAUCACGUCCUCUCGGAGCUGCCCGAGAUCCACGACUACAAGGUCGGCAUGCUGAACCUGUUCGUGCAGCACACGAGCUGUGCGCUGUCGCUGAACGAGAACUGGGACGACGAUGUGCGGGCGGAUAUGAGUGAUGCGCUGGAUCGCAUUGCGCCCGCCGAUCGGAAGGGCAAUUUGUAUCGCCAUUCGGCUGAGGGAGAGGAUGAUAUGCCGGCUCAUAUCAAGUCCGCGCUCAUCGGUGCCUCGGUGAAUAUCCCCAUCUCCAAUGGCCGCCUGGCGACUGGCACUUGGCAAGGUAUUUGGUACCUGGAGUUCCGUACCAGUCGGCAUUCACGCAAGGUUGUCGCAACCAUCCAGGGUGAAAAGGCGUGA